This is a messenger RNA of Zea mays, 2086 nucleotides long. RefSeq names its product Protein kinase superfamily protein. The record is from RefSeq and is a predicted model, not a curated record. The transcript is spliced from 2 exons. NCBI's taxonomy places the organism in Eukaryota, Viridiplantae, Streptophyta, Magnoliopsida, Poales, Poaceae. Gene Ontology annotation, molecular function: ATP binding; protein kinase activity. The coding region runs from base 407 to 1777 and encodes 456 amino acids. Gene Ontology annotation, biological process: protein phosphorylation.
AUCAGAAUGGAGGUGGAGUGGCCGGGGACGGGGAGUGCCAGCCAAGGCGAGGCCCGUGCUAGCUGCCAUGACAUGAGCGCACACAGCACAAUUGUCUUGCCUGAAACGAUACGGGGAGUGGUUCGGAGCAGUUGGGUGUGCUGGUGUGUGUUGGAACGGUUGUCCCUCCGGCCUGGGGGGGUCCUCUUGCUUGCUGCUAUAUGAUCCCCACGCCUCCCGCGCCACUCUAACCACCGCAUCCACUCUCGUCCCGUCCCGUAUCUACCUACCUGCUCUCUCGUCUUCUGCUCACACGCUGACGCGCACGCUCCGAGUCCGAGCUAAGCUAGCUAGCUAGCUACUUCCGGCGCGGCACAGCCACAGCUGUUUAGGUAGUAGCUAGACGUACGUACGUACGCACACCACGAUGACGAAGGCGUGGAGGCCGAUGCUGGCGUCGGCCACCAAGUGCUGCGCGGCGGAGGACGCGGCGGUGGCCCCCGACGGCCUGGCGCGGUGCCGGCCGCAGCAGUCGGAGCUCUCGCGGCGGCUGGCGUCCUUCAGGCGCCUGUCGUCGCUGGCCAACAGCCCGGCGUCGGCGGCGGGCACGGACAAGGACGGCGGCAGCGUCAAGCAGGCCGGGGAGAUGGCGGGCCCGCUGCAGCUGCACUCCUUCGGCCUAGGCGAGCUCCGCGGCGUCACGCACGACUUCGCCAGCAGCUUCCUGCUCGGAGAGGGCGGCUUCGGCGCCGUGUACAAGGGCUUCGUGGACGCCGGCAUGCGCCCGGGCCUCGCCGCCCAGCCCGUCGCCGUAAAGCAGCUCAACGCCGCGGGCUUCCAGGGCCACCGGGAGUGGCUCGCCGAGGUCAUCUUCCUGGGCCAGUUCCGCCACUCGCACCUCGUCCGCCUGCUGGGGUACUGCUGCGAGGACGAGGAGCGCCUGCUCGUCUACGAGUUCAUGCCGCGCGGGAGCCUCGAGAACCACCUCUUCAGGAGUAGGUAUCCCUGGCCAACGCCUCGCUCUCCAAUCCAUCGAGGAGCCUUGCUCACCAGCUGUGUGCAUGCAGGGAUCUCGGCGACGCUACCGUGGGGCACCCGGCUCAAGGUGGCCAUCGGCGCCGCCAAGGGUCUGGCCUUCCUCCACGCCGCCAGCACGCCCGUCAUCUACAGGGACUUCAAGGCCUCCAACAUCCUGCUCGACUCGGACUUCACCGCCAAGCUGUCGGACUUCGGGCUGGCCAAGAUGGGGCCCGAGGGCGAGGACACGCACGUGACGACGCGCGUGAUGGGCACCCACGGCUACGCGGCGCCGGAGUACGUGCAGACGGGCCACCUGAACGUGAAGAGCGACGUGUACAGCUUCGGCGUCGUGCUCCUGGAGCUCCUCACGGGGCGGCGCGCCAUGGAGCACGUCCGCGGGCGCAGCGCACACGCCGACCAGCAGCUGAAGCUCGUGGACUGGACCCGCCCCUACCUCAGCGGCGGCAGCCGCCGCCUGCGCUGCAUCAUGGACCAGAGGCUGGCGGGCCACUACUCCGUCAAGGGCGCGCGCGCCGUGGCGCAGCUGGCCGUGCAGUGCACCGCGCAGCAGCCGCGGGACAGGCCGCGCAUGGUGGCCGUCGUCGACGCGCUCGACAAGCUGCAGGGGCUCAAGGACAUGGCCGUCACCGUCGGCCUCUGGCCCGCCACCGCGCCCGUCGCCGGACGGAACGCCAUCUCCGCCAAGAUCCGCGCGGAGGUCAAGGGCGCCGCCGGCGCAGGGUCGCGCCGGAGGAGCGCGUCCUCCAAGCUGCCUUAGUAAUCUUGACGGCUGGACCACCUGCGUGCCACGUCGUACAUGUCCCCUAGCUAGCUCGUGUGUACCCCGGGUGUAGGAAUCGUCUUGUGUGUUUUGUGCCACGUCGUCGGUGUGUGUAUAUAGUACAUACUACUGUACCGUCUAGUUUAGGCGCGUUGAGAUUGGUGAGGCAGAGAGAUGUUCCUCCAUGCACUCACUAGUACGUACGAUCCAUACCUAUUGCUCCUGGAUUCAUGAGAUCGUUAAUAGAGGUGAUGUAAAACUUUGCAAAGUACACAUGAAUUUGAAUUUUGAUGAUCGGUUGACGAA